Messenger RNA from Patella vulgata (common limpet), 1652 nucleotides. RefSeq lists its product as uncharacterized. The record is from RefSeq and is a predicted model, not a curated record. Lineage: Eukaryota; Metazoa; Mollusca; Gastropoda; Patellidae. The transcript is spliced from 3 exons. Bases 624 to 1652 code for a protein of 342 amino acids.
UUCAAAACGGUCCACCAUAGUUUUUCUGGAUAAAAGAGUCUUCUUUAGUAGUAUUGAAGUAUUUAUGCAACUGGUGUGAUUGUGUCUACUUUAAAUUAUUAUGGUAUAGAAAAAGCGUGCUUAGAAACACAGUGAAAAUGGCGUGAAUGUGAAUGUCAAUACGUGUGAGGCCGUCUUCUCAAACGGCGGUCGUGAUAUCGGUUUUUUACCGAGACACUGUAUGUAAUUUAGUGUAAUGUGUUAGUGAACUUUUUAUCUACCUAUUGUGAACAGUGAACGUUGUUUAUUCUUGUGAACUAUGUGAAAUUCGACUCAAUUGCCGAGUCAGCUGUGAAGUGAUAUCAUGAACUGAGAACUGUCAAAACAGAAUAUGUGAAAACUCUGUUGUUUUGUUCAAGUUAUUUUAAGGCUGCAAUUAAGUAUUAUCAUACUGACCUUUGACCCCUGAAGUGACCCGCUAACUAUAUACAGUGUCUGGCGUACGAACGGUAUCGUCAUAAACGCCGUGAAAGAAACGUGUAACGACAGACCCUCACAUUGUUAGUAAAAAACCGUCAGGACAUUGACAAUACCAGACAAUAAUGUAAAUUCAAAGUGAAAACAGUAUAUAACUUUAUGGUGUGAUGAAGAUAAAUUUUAGUGUAUUAUUUUUGUGCUUGUUUGUAAUUUGUGAAAUGGCAUCCUUACCGCCAAGGUUUAGAAACCAAUUAAGAAGAACAUCACGCAGUUUGAUGUGCAGAAGUGCAGACAACAGUGUGAACAGUGUUGACCCCGGGAUUGUGCCAGUGGGCUUUCGGGUUCACAAUGAGUUGGGAGGCCCAGGUGGGGCUGGAGACGCCUUUGUGCCAGGUGAUGGAACGGUUCCUAGUGGGGCCGGAGGCAGACGUUCAGGUGAACUUCCCAGUCGUGAGGGUGUGGAUAAUCCUAGGAAUGUACUUCCUGACGAUGAUAUCAGACCAAUAGAUAGUAUCUCUAACGUACCUUCAAGAAAAACUGCCUCCACUACACUUUCAAAGUUGAAAUAUCAAGCUAUUCAAAAAGAAAUUGAAUUAAAGAAUCAACUGAUGACUUUAACAGAAAGAAAUAAAUUUGAAGAUGAAAGAAAAGAAUUAGAGAGCCGUUUAGAAUUUGAAAAAGUGGAAGAAGAGAUUCGACUAGCAUCUGAAAAAGCAGAACGGCUGCGUAGAGAACAUGAAUUAAAGGCAAGAUUAACAGAAAUUAACAGAAAAGAAGAAGAAUUGUUAUUGAGAUCUAAAUUAUCAAGUGCUGCAGAAGUUAAUAGAAUGUAUGUUCAGGUAGAUUCUGAAAUUUCCUUUAAAAGGCCUGUGCAACCUUUGAAUAACACUGGCCCUGUGAACAAUGUAGUGAACAUAUGCGACCCUGUGACACCUGCUGUAAGCAUGCGAGACCCUGUGACACCUGCUGUGAAUGCUGUAAGCAUGCGUGAUCCUGUGACACCUGCUGUGUACAGUAACAAUUCUUUGAACAUUCAUGAACCCAUGAUUGUACAACCCCCUAUAGUGAACAUUAACAAUCGUGUAAACAGUCCUAUAAACAUUAGUGAAAAAGAACAUGUGGAUGUGAAUCGAGAUACAGAAACCAUCAAUCAUAGUAUGACAAAAUCUGAACAUGUCGUCCAUGGACAGCAGUGA